UCCCCUGCUAAAGCUGUGUACAACGCUCGCCACUGGAACCAGCCUGAGCCUGAGGAGAUUCCCCCGCCACUCCUUGCCCGCGCACACACUGCUCCGGUGAGAACUACUCUAGGACACUGCCAGGGCUCUGCCUUACACUGGUCAUACACACAUACAUACGCACAAAUGCCUGCACACACACCAUGUAUUGAAUUUGCGAUCUCUAGUAAGAAGAUAACAAUGCGUUGUCCUAGAAUAAUGCAUUGACCCAAUAGCAGCCUCACCUACUUGAGAUUUCAGAGUAGGGAAAUCUAAAUCAAUAUUAGCUGUAUUCUGCUUAGUCAAGACUUUGAAAAUGUCCCAAUAGGAGACAAUUUAGAUUGUCCAAGGGCACCUGGAACUAGUUGUUUGUCUCAUCUAACUUUGCUUUUUGAUUUAUUCCCCUCCAGGCCAGCAUAUCGAGCGGAAGCAGCAAGGACACCAACUCCCACAAAGACGACGGUCUGUUCAAAGCUCCUCCCCCACCACCCAAAGUCAUCAAGUCUGUGACCAUCCCCACUCAGCCUUACCAGGACAUCGUCACAGCUCUCAAAUGCAGGAAGGAACACAAGGAGGUGAGCCGGGCAUGCUGGCUGAUGCGUCACGCCCUCAAGACAGUCGGCAUGAUCUUUGCACUGUUAACAUCCCCCGACCGCUUAUCUGCCAUUUUUACAAUUUGUGUUUGCGUGUUUAGACUGUUGAUGUCCAUUUAGAGCGCAGUGUAAAGCUUGUCUUUGUUAAUUUUAAAACAUAGUAUGGGCAGGUGGGUGCCUGAGGAGCAUGGUGUUUCAUUAAGGCCUAGCCACAGCUAGCAGAUUUGCCGCCUUCCUCUUGACCAGACAGUUGGCUGCACAUUCCCCCUUACCAAGAGGGACUGAACCGAAUCUAUCUCGUUGGGCAGUGUCUUCGCCUUAGAUAACCUCUGGUGCGCGCGCACACACACAUAGUUAUUGAUAAGGGGGUAUUAUCCCAGUCAGCUAAUGGAACUAAUCGAGUGGCACCGCUUUGCAAGAUGUGACUUUUCUUUCUUUCUCUGGACAGACACACAUGCACACAGAGACACUUGCAUUAGAUAACAAUUUUAAAUAUUACGGUUAUUUUGCUCAAUGUUCAGUGCCAUUUGCUAGUGUAAAUGUCACUCAUCGUCUCAUCUCUCCCCCUUGCAGCUGUACACGGUUGUGCAUAAUGUGAAGCACUUCAACGAUGUGGUAGAGUUUGGUGAAAACCAGGAGUUCACUGAUGACUUUGAGUACCUGGAGACAGGCCUAAAGAGCAGCCAGCCGCUCAACACACGAUGCCUUAGGUAAGACAACCCCACGCAACAUUGUCCACCAUGGGGAAAAGAGCUCGCCUAAUUUAACAUACGUUUCCUGCUAUAUAUAUGCUCAAGCCAAGAGGACAACAUGGACCGAUUUUAGAGUCUUUCAUUAUUUUUUACUCGUCCACUCAAUCCUCUGUGCUCUUCUCCUCUGAACUUCUUCAAACACUCUCCCCCUCUUGCUCUCUCUCUCUCAAGUAUAAUCAGUUUAGCCGCAAGGUGUGCAAUGCCCAGUUUCCGGAUGCACCUACGGGCCAGAGGGAAGGUGGCUCAGGUCUUCAAGAUGUUGAAUGAUGCCCCGCAGCAUCCGGUAGGACUCUGUUCAAGUCUACAACCACAACUGACCCAAACUAACAACGGUAACUGACCCAAACUAACAACGGUAACUGACCCAAACUAACAACGGUAACUGACCCAAACUAACAACGGUAACUGACCCAAACUAACAACGGUAACUGACCCAAACUAACAACGGUAACUGACCCAAACUAACAACGAUAACUGACCCAAACUAACAACGGUAACUGACCCAAACUAACAACGGUAACUGACCCAAACUAACAACGAUAACAAAACCAGUGGGUUUCAAUAAACCUACCUCAGCUUAUUUGUGUCGAUUACCUGCUAUUUGUCCUGUAGAUACUUCACAUUUUGCUAUUGAACCUGAAUUUGAGUAAACAAGGACAAUAUUUAAGGUCUUCCCCUGCCACCAGAUGCUUUUGAAUUUAUUUUUGCCCCUCCCCGCUCUCCCUUCACUCAUCUCCAGAACCUGGCCCUGUGUACGGCCUCUCUGAUGUACAUCCUAAGCAGAGACAGGUUGAACAUGGACCUGGACCGGGCCAGUCUGGAGCUGAUGAUCAGACUGUUGGAGCUGGAGCACGACCACUCAGGCCACCACCAGGACCAGCUCACUGCCAAGGAGAUGACCAAGGUCAAGGAGAAGAUCCGCAAGCUGUGUGAGACGGUCCACAACAAGCACCUGGACCUGGAGAACAUCACGGUACGCCGGGACAAUUAGAAUACUGAUGUUUAUAUUGAUGAUGGUGGGUUGGAGUUCUAUAGCACUUUAUCUUGUUUGUUUUGCAGUCGUGUCACUUGGCCAUGGAGACCCUGUUGUCUCUGACCUCGAAGAGGGCCGGUGACUGGUUCAAAGAGGAGCUGCGCUUACUGGGAGGCCUGGACCACAUUGUAGAUAAAGGUUGGUGUGUGUGCGCAUGUUGUAAAGGUUUUGUCUUAAGGUUAUUCUUUUGUUAGGGGUGCCAGGGUAGGUUGUGCCUACCAGAGAAAUGUUUGAUUUCUCCUUUUUAGUUUGUGAGUUGGUCUCAUCAAGCAGUCAAGUCUACACCAAUACAAAGGACUGGUGUAUUGGGAAAUACACUUUUCAUAAACCCUUAAACAUUGAAAUAAAUAACUGCAAAAAUUUGAAUAUUUUGAGUUUGUUGUAUUAUUUAACAUAAAUUAUCACUCAAAUAAUAAAGGUCACAACACAUUCAUAAUAUGUUCACUUAGGAAAGUCCUGUGUAAGUUGCAUCUUAUCUAGGUCAUCUCACUUUGUUAGCACGUAGUAAUUGGCAUAUAUGUGAAUUAUUGUGUCUCCUGCAGUAAAAGAAUGUGUCCAGAACCUGAGCCAAGAGGAUGACAAGGAGAAGCUGGUGUCGUCGCUAUGGGGGGCAGAGAGGUGUCUAAGAGUACUGGACAGCGUAAGUACAACAUCAAGGAGUGUUGGCAGGCUCAGAUGUUUGAAAUCCAUUCAUUGAAUACAAGAGGGGAAAGUAAAUUGACUCUGCGCUUUCAGCCUCAUCUGACCAGCUUUGAUUUGACUAUUUAAAAGGCAUUUCAAUAUCAGUGUAGUGUGUCUUUCUGUCCUUCCAUUGCAGGUGACUGUCCAAAACCCAGAGAACCAGGGCUACCUGAUCGCCUACAAGGACUCUCAGCUCAUAGUGUCCUCUGCCAGGUGAGAGAGACUGAAACGCAUGCUAAUCUUUUGACAACCUCUUUAGAUGGUGAAAGAGCCCUGAUCUUUCACUCCACCUCUACUCCCUCUGCCCAGUCCCCACCUCUAGUAUACUAGUAUAGAGUCAUGUCCUGCAAAGGGCUCAGGGAUAAAUCUCUGUGCUGUCACUUCUCCUGGAACUCAACGAGGCUCGCUCGCUCCGUCUCUCUCUUUCGCUCGUUCCGUCUCGCUCGCUCCGUCUCUCUCUUGUUCGCUCGCCAUCUCUCUCGCUCGCCAUAUCUCGCUCUCUUGCUUCAUCUCGCUCUCUUGCUUCAUCUCUCGCUCUCAGAGGUUUGCGGUACUGUGAGGACAUGAUUCAGCGCUACAGCCGGGAGGUGAACAGCUCUCUGUGUUGGUCAGGCAUGGCGCUGCCCCACUGCAGCUUCAGCAACGUGGGCAAGGCUGUCGAGGACUGCAUGAGGGCCGUCAUAGGGGUGUUGCUCAACCUCACCCAUGACAAUGGUAAUAUCCCUGCAUCAACACGACUUCUACAUUGAGCAACAUUGUAACUAGCGCAAUGCGUUCCCUAGCUAGUGCCUUGUUUCGCUGCUCUUCCUUGUCUCUUUGACUGCAUCACAGCUGUGCUAGAGUCCUCAUAACACACACCACAGCUGACUGCAGGGUGGAGGGAGAGUGUUAACUCUGGACUGUACUGUGGUUUUUAGAGUGGGGAAGUACUAAGACUGGAGAGCAAGACCAGCUCAUCAUCACAGCUCUCAACUGUGUCCUACGGGUCCCACGCUACAUACCUCAGGAACAACGCUUUGACAUCAGAGUCCUGGUGAGAGCACCUGUGUGUGUGUUGUAGGCAUGCAUGUAAAUUACACAAAUCCAAUUAACUGUAUGAUCUUUGAAACAUUUGGGUCCUUUGUACCCACUUCGUUUGAAAUGCCACUUAAUGAAUGCCUAGGUAAUUAUUAAAACUGAAGCUUCAAUGUAGUAAUUGCAGGUUGUUUGUACUCACACUUCAUUAAGAUCCAUGAUAAAACAUUUCAUGUCCUUGAGAGCCUUUCUAACAUCUCUCCUCUCUCCUCCUGUGUGUGUGCUGGUACAGGGCUUGGGGCUGCUGAUUAACCUGGUGGAGUACAGUGCCAGAAACCGCCACUGUCUGGUGGACAUGGAGUUCAACACAACCAGCCCUGAAGGCAGCCAGGGAGAGGCAGGGGGAUUAGAGACCCAGACCCCUGAAGGCAGCCAGGGAGAGGCAGGGGGAGAAGAGACCCAGACCCCUGAAGGCAGCCAGGGUGGGGCAGGGGGAUUAGAGACCCAGACCCCUGAAGGCAGCCAGGGUGGGGCAGGGGGAUUAGAGACCCAGACCCCUGAAGGCAGCCAGGGAGAGGCAGGGGGAGAAGAGACCCAGACCCCUGAAGGCAGCCAGGGAGAGGGAGGGGGAGAAGAGACCCAGACCCCUGAAGGCAGCCAGGGUGGGGCAGGGGGAGAAGAGACCCAGACCCCUGAAGGCAGCCAGGGAGAGGCAGGCGGAUUAGAGACCCAGACCCCUGAAGGCAGCCAAGGAGAGGCAGGGGGAUUAGAGACCCAGACCCCUGAAGGCAGCCAGGGAGAGGGAGGGGGAGAAGAGACCCAGACCCCUGAAGGCAGCCAGGGAGAGGCAGGCGGAUUAGAGACCCAGACCCCUGAAGGCAGCCAGGGUGGGGCAGGGGGAGAAGAGACCCAGACCCCUAAACAAGUCCUAGCCUCCACAGUUCCAGCUAUAGCAGCCCCUACAGAGGGUAUGGCUGAGGAGAAGACCAAGGGCUCCUCUUCAAGUGCCCUGGCUGCUCUGGUGCAGGUAAUAGUUCUGUUGUAGCUAUAUCACCACUUCAGAAUAAUUUUGAUGGGAAUUUGUAGUAAGAAUAUAGGAAAACACAGGUUAUUGAGUUACUCUUGUUAAUCUGUCUGCGUCUUCCACAAGUACAUAGUGUGGCCCCCGGCUGUUUUUUUUGUUGUUUUUUUUGCCGAAGAAGCUCUAUUGUGUUGGUCUCUGGUACAGUCUAAUGUCUUGAUUCCAUCUGAAAUACACAGCGAAAUAAUCUACUUUACCUCCCAGAUUGGAACAUUUUGUCGAAAGGCAUUACUUUUCACAAUUUAAAUGACUGGAAAUGUAUGAAUUCAGUGUGUGGUUAGUUAUUUUGUAUAUCGUCUAGGCCUGUAUGAUCAGGACUAUUUAGUAAGGUAAGAUAACAUUAUACCUUUUUUUUUUUUUACAUUUAACCCGUCUUCUCUUGAUUAGUCUUAUUCACAGUUUUACUGCAAGAUAUGAAUUGCCACAAUGUUCUUCAAAUAGUUUUUUAUUUAAACAGAAAAAUAGAUUAAUAGCCCACAUUGUCUUGAAAAAUAAAUAAAUGGCUAAAUAUAUAUUUUUAAAGGGUUAUCAGUUUUAAGUGUUAAAUCGUUCUGAUUUUACAUAGCCUAAAUUCAUUUUUUUUUUUUUUUGCCUGAUCCCGUUUUUGUUCUUUCUCAAAUUCAGUUUUCUCAGUUUUGUUUUUCCAGUUUCCCGUUUUUCUAGAUUUUGUCAGGUUUUUGCUCUCAAAUCACUUUUAAUAGAAAAACAACAAAAUGUGAUGUUAUAAGUCCACAACAAUGCUUAAGCCACAUCAUGAGACUACUUUUGAGGUCUGGGAAAAAUCUGAGAUGUAGAUUUUUGGGUGUGGUGGUUAACCUUUUAUUCAAGUGGCUCCUAGCAAGAGGCUGUUGUUUAUCUGUAUUUUUGUAGCGCACGUGAUAGUUUGCAAAACAAAUACCCACUGGAUUGAUGAAAAUAAUCAUAUCAUUCUGCCAGAUAAGCAUAGGCUACUUUGUAGUUAACAUUUAAUUGAGAAAGUUUUUGAAAUGAAAAAACCUGAAUGUGCCAGAACCAUAAUUAGGCUGUCGUGGAUUUCAAGUAAUUGUUACCCCUGACGUGCAGAUUCACGUGCAUUAUGCUCUCUUCCUCCGUGUAAAGUUUUUGACUGCAACCAACCACAAGCGCACAUUUACAUUUUAGUCAUUUAGCAGACGCUCUUAUCCAGAGAGACUUGCAGUUUUAGUGAGUGCAUACAUUUUUCAUACUGGCCCCCCGUGUGAAUCGAAACCCACAACCCUGGUGUUGCAAGUGCCAUGCUCUACCAACUGAGCUAGAGGAGGCACACAUUGCACAUGGAGGCAGACUGCGUUUCCCUGUCAUCGCUUGCUUUGUGACUGACAGGAGCCUAUCCUAUCAAUAGAUUGCUAGAAAGAUGCAUAUUGUUCAUCCUAGUUAAUAUGAAGUAGAAAAAGUAGCCUGCUGAAAAUGAGUCUGUAACCUGAUGAUUAGCUGACGGCCGGAGUUUGACACUCUUUUCCUCCAUCCGCAGUUCUUCCUGGAGCGGGAGCGAGCAGCCAUAUUGGCCGAGGCGCAGACUGAUGACCUCAUCAGCGAGGCGCCCAAGCCCCAGGACCAGAGCGGGGAGUGGCAGGAGACGUCGGGCGAGAUCCAGUGGGUUGCUGCGGAAACCAACAACGACGAGAAUGACAAGGAAAAGGACACAAAGAAAGAGGAGGAAGAUGAGGAGCUAGAUCUCAACAAAGGUGAAGAUGUGUGUCUGUGUAAAAUCCUUUUUUGUAACAGUUUCCAAUAGUAUCACUGCUCCAUGUUGAGUGUUCUCUCUCUCCUCUCUGUGGUGGUAUAGCUCUGCAGCAUGCUGGGAAGCACAUGGAGGACAGCAUCGUGGCUUCCUACACAGCUCUGCUCCUGGGUUGUCUGUGUCAGGGCAGUCAGGUAAGCUUCCAGAAAACUAGCGACAACUCUGUUCCUCAACCCUCGCACUGGGGGUGCAGGCUUUUGUUCCGUCCCAUUACUAACACCUGUUUCAACUAAUCAAUAAAGGGCUUGAUUGAUGAGUGUGCAGUAUUGAAGUGGAAAUUACAAACUUCUGAAGCCUUUUUAAACCUCAAAUACACUACACGUUUUAAAUGUCCUGCAUUGCAGGAAAGUUCUCCUGCAACAGGGUGAUCAAAUGUAGAUCCUACGUCUGUAUAGGCUACUGCAAACCAGUGCCAUUAUUCUGUCUUGGUAGAUCUCUUAGGGUGGCAUUUUCCUUAACACUAUUAGCAAAAACCUCUAUCUGUGCAGUGCUGGUAUUUUCCCCUUGCAAAAUAUCAGGAAGUAAAGUUGAAUCUUGCCAAAGGCUAUGGCAAUAUUAUAAUAUACACACACACUACCAGUCAAAAGUUUGGACACACCUACUCAUUCAAGGGUUUUUCUUAAUUUUUACUAUUUUUUACAUUGUAGAAUAAUAGUGAAGACAUCAAAACGAUCAAAUAAGGCCAAAUUACAGAUGAAGCCAAGAGUGUGCAAAGCUGUCAUCAAGGCCAAGGGUGGCUACUUUGAAGAAUCUGAUUUGUUUGACACUUUUUUUGGUUACUACAUGAUUCCAUAUGUUAUUCUGUAGUUUUGAUGUCUUCACUAUUAUUCUACAAUGUAGAAAAUAGUAAAAAAUUAAGAAAAACCCUAGAAUGAGUAGGUGUCCAAACGUUUGACUGGUACUGUGUGUGUGUAUGCAUGUAUACAUAUACAGUGGGGAGAACAAGUAUUUGAUACACUGCCUAUUUUGCAGGUUUUCCUACUUACAAAGCAUGUAGAGGUCUGUAAUUUUUAUCAUAGGUACACUUCAACUGUGAGAGACGGAAUCUAAAACAAAAAUCCAGAAAAUCUGGAUGAUAUGAUUUUUAAGUAAUUAAUUUGCAUUUUAUUGCAUGACAUAAGUAUUUGAUCACCUACCAACCAGUAAGAAUUCCGGCUCUCACAGACCUGUUAGUUUUUCUUUAAGAAGCCCUCCUGUUCUCCACUCAUUACCUGUAUUAACUGCACCUGUUUGAACUCGUUACCUGUAUAAAAGACACCUGUCCACACACUCAAUCAAACAGACUCCAACCUCUCCACAAUGGCCAAGACCAGAGAGCUGUGUAAGGACAUCAGGGAUAAAAUUGUAGACCUGCACAAGGCUGGGAUGGGCUACAGGACAAUAGGCAAGCAGCUUGGUGAGAAGGCAACAACUGUUGGCGCAAUUAUUAGAAAAUGGAAGAAGUUCAAGAUGACGGUCAAUCAGCCUCGGUCUGGGGCUCCAUGCAAGAUCUCACCUUGUGGGGCAUCAAUGAUCAUGAGGAAGGUGAUGGAUCAGCCCAGAACUACACGGCAGGACCUGGUCAAUGACCUGAAGAGAGCUGGGACCACAGUCUCAAAGAAAACCAUUAGUAACACACUACGCCAUCAUGGAUGGAUUAAAAUCCUGCAGCGCACGCAAGGUCCCCCUGCUCAAGCCAGCGCAUGUCCAGGCCCGUCUGAAGUUUGCCAAUGACCAUCUGGAUGAUCCAGAGGAGGAAUGGGAGAAGGUCAUGUGGUCUGAUGAGACACAAAUAUAGCUUUUUGGUCUAAACUCCACUCGCCGUGUUUGGAGGAAGAGAACACCAUCCCAACCCUGAAGCAUGGAGGUGGAAACAUCAUUCUUUGGGGAUGCUUUUUUGCAAAGGGGACAGGACGACUGCACCGUAUUGAGGGGAGGAUGGAUGGGGCCAUGUAUCGCGAGAUCUUGGCCAACAACCUCCUUCCCUCAGUAAGAGCAUUGAAGAUGGGUCGUGGCUGGGUCUUCCAGCAUGACAACGACCCGAAACACACAGCCAGGGCAACUAAGGAGUGGCUCCGUAAGAAGCAUCUCAAGGUCCUGGAGCGGCCUAGCCAGUCUCCAGACCUGAACCCAAUAGAAAAUCUUUGGAGGGAGCUGAAAGUCCGUAUUGCCCAGCGACAGCCCCGAAACCUGAAGGAUCUGGAAAAGGUCUGUAUGGAGGAGUGGACCAAAAUCCCUGCUGCAGUGUGUGCAAACCUGGUCAAGACCUACAGGAAACGUAUGAUCUCUGUAAUUGCAAACAAAGGUUUCUGUACCAAAUAUUAAGUUCUGCUUUUCUGAUGUAUCAAAUACUUAUGUCAUGCAAUAAAAUGCUAAUUAAUUACUUAAAAAUCAUACAAUGUGAUUUUCUGGAUUUUUGUUUUAGAUUCCGUCUCUCACAGUUGAAGUGUACCUAUGAUAAAAAUUACAGACCUACAUGCUUUGUAAGUAGGAAAACCUGCAAAAUCGUCAGUGUAUCAAAUACUUGUUCUCCCCACUGUAUAUGUGUGUGUAAAGUUAUUAACAAGUAAGUGAAAAGUAAAGGCAACUGCAGUGCUGUACUUUUUUCAUUGUGAAUAAAAGAGAACCCGACCGUGGUCUAGCGGUCUAAGCCACUGCCUCCAGAACUCCUAUACCGCUGCAGCAUGCGUUCGAAUCGGGACCACUUAUUCAGCAACUCUCUCUCGUUCCCCUUUACCCCUGUCCUAGCUAAUAAACAAAUAACAAUAUGAGAGGAAACAGAGAAAUGAUGACCUGAUCACUGAUUCAAGUUCAGUUGCUUAAUUGAUUUGCAUAAUGCUGCAUCAGAAUUCAUUGAGAGCUUGAGUCUGUCAAAGUAGGCUAUUAAACUGAACAUGACACAAUACAAUUGCAGAAUACAUAAAAGCACAAAGGCUAUUUUAGAUAAAUAUCAAGAAUAGGUAACAUAAAAGCCUAGUUCGAAGCUUAAGAGUAUCGUUGUAGCCCGUCGAUUUAAAUGGAAAUACGUGUUAAAGCUAGUAGCCUUCUCCUGUAAAAAAAAACCUCAUGACAGUCAUUUUCUGCUCCACCUACAUCGGUGCAGAGUUGACCAAGAUCUGUGCAGACGCACAGAAAGGUGAGCUGAAAAUACCUUGUCAUUGCUCAGGUUUUUUAGCUGGUUGCGAAAGGAAAACGCUGCCCUUAGUAAUGUGUAUUUGCUUCAUUCUCUCUCAUCAGGUUAAUGUGACUACUGUGCGGGAAAACCUUCCCAAGGGAGAUUUCUCCAUCAUGACGGAAAUGCUUAAGAAGUUCCUGAAUUUCAUGAACCUUACUGUAAGUAGGCAACGUCUUUUGAUAAUGACCUAGCAUCUCUUUUUCUCCCUUUACUUAAAAAAUACUAGAGACACGAACACAAUAAAAGCUAACUUGCUUUCUCCCCGGUCUCUUUUUCAACAGUGUGCAUUUGGCACCACAGGACAUAAGUCCAUCUCUCGUGUCAUAGACUACCUGGACCACUGUUAGUGAACCCCUCUUUGCACUCUGACUGCACAUAAGGGGACAUCUUUCCAGAUAUGGCAACCCCAUGAGGGUCCUUCCAGAUCUGGGAACCUUAGCAGGGUCAUGUCAGAUCUGCCAUCCCCAGCAGGACGGGCUGUACAGAAAAUCCACCAGAGAUAAUCGGUGUUCCAACAGUGUCGACCAGCAUUGCUUAAACAUGCAUCCUCAUUCUGAAGAACAAGACACACACACACACACAUACAAUGGCCUGUGAUGGUUGUAGAAAAGGGAAGGUCAAUGUUGAAAGCCCUCUCUAAAUUUUAGCUCUGAUGUCCAUUAUUUGCAUAAGCUCGUGAUCAAGUUGAGAUCUUCUGGAUUUUUUCUUCAGUGCAUCAUGCUUGUUUAAGUUCUUCUCACAAGGUCAUGUAAUGUAACAUAAUUCUAAAAUAAGAAAUCAGUAGGUCUGGAUGACUGUUCAUUUAUUUAAAGUUUUGUUUUUAAAUAAUGGCACUUUAAUGCUUUUUUGAAUUGUUUUACCCAUUGCCCUUUCCAAUUUGACUUCACAGUAAAGAAAGAGUUUUGUGUUUUGUUUUAAAUUUGCAAUUCGGUCGUUUUUAAUGAUUGUGGGUAUGUAUUUAUUUUAACAUUUUAUCCAGAUCUGAUGCUGUGUGAGAUGCUUCAAGUCUCUACAUUUCUUUACCUUUUAGAUGUUCCACUUAACACAUCACUUAAUAACUGCUGUAUGUACGGUUUUCAUUAGACUCACAGAAACCCUGGUAAACCGGACUGACAUUAAUAAUAACCAAACCUCAGCCAACUGGCAUAAUCCUCAUGGAAAGUUAUUGUUCCUUGCCUAUAACAUUGUUCUGUGGGCAUCAGUGGUGGCUAGUGCCACUUUAAAUGAGGACGUGCUCAUAGUAAUGGCUGGAACGGCAACAUGUUUGAUUCCAUUCACUUCAUCCAUUACUAUGAGCCGUUCUCCCCUCACCAGCCUCCUCUGGU
Molecule: messenger RNA, 11410 nt
Organism: Coregonus sp. 'balchen'
Lineage: Eukaryota; Metazoa; Chordata; Actinopteri; Salmoniformes; Salmonidae
Source: the annotation of a GenBank genome assembly